AUGGAAUAUGCUCUUGAGCUAAGGAGAACAACAAGUGGAUCUCAAAUUAAGGGUUCUAGCUCAUCACCUCAGUCCUUGUUUCAUGAGGAAAGGGGACACUACAUGGGUAUUUCACAAGAAAACAAGGGAAUAUCGUCACAGUUUGAAAUUUUUUUAAGUGUUGUACUAGCUGAAGAAGUUCAGGGUGAUAGUGUUCUGAGUUUAAGGGAUGAUGUAGUAGAGGUUGUCCAAGAUAAUAUGGUGGGUGAGGUAGAAAAUGAUAAUUUCAAUGAUCUUGAUUAUAACUUGGAGGAAGGUGAUGAAGAUUAUCAUGAUGUUGUUACUGAGCGUCGUCAUAUGAAGAAUCAGAUUAUGACGAUUCUGAUGAAUUGUUGGAGGGGGGGUACUGAUUCAGAAGCCGAGGUAGAAUAUAAAGAGUAUGAUGCAAAAAAUGACAACCCUAUUUUAGAAGUAGGGAUGAAGUUUGCCAGCUUUGAACAGUUUAAGGAGGUUUGUAUGAACUGGGGGAUCAAACAUAUGAGGCAAAUACAUUUCGCCACCAAUGAUAAAAAAAGAUGUAUUUGUAAAUGCAAGCAAUCUGGGUGUCCAUUUCAUGUUUUUGCUAGCCCAAUAAGUAAGUUUGAUCCUACCAUUCAAAUCAAAACCAUGAAUAUAAAUCAUACAGGUCCUACAGUAUCUGACAAUUUUCAUUUGACACAUCAAUGGAUUGCAAGAAAGUAUUUUAAUAUUUUUAGAAUUGAUCCAACUUGGAGUGUUAAGGGAAUAAUUGCAAUAGUGCAGAAGGAUCUUGGCUACACAAUAGAAUAUAUGAAGGCAUGGAGGGCCAAACGACAAGCUUUGAAAUGGGUUUAUGGAGAUGAGGGUGCACAAUAUGAAAAAUUGUUAAGAUAUAGGGCUGAUUUGCUGAAUACAAAUCCAGGCUCUAAUGUAGAAAUUUGGAGAGAUGAAAGUAAAUUUAAGGGAUUUUAUGUGUGUCUUGCUCCUUUGAAGGAAGCUUUUAAGUCUGGGUGUAGGCCAUUAAUAAGCCUAGAUGGUUGUUGGCUUAAGGGCACAUAUGAAGGCAAUUUGUUAGCUGCUGUUGCAAUUGAUCCUAAUGAUUGCAUCUUUCCUGUUGCAUAUGCUGUGAUCGCUGAUGCUGAAAGUAAAGAGACUUGGAGUUGGUUUUUAACCAAUCUUGGAUAUGAUUUAGAGAUAACAAAUAGUCACCACAUCGCAUUCAUGUCUGACAGACAAAAGGGAUUGAUUGGGGCUGUUAAGGAUUUAUUUCCGGAAGCAGAACAUAGAAAUUGUGUCAGACACAUGUAUCAAAAUUUUAGACAAAAACAUAAAGGCAAGGCACUAAAGGACCUAGUAUGGAAUGCAGCAAGAGCAAGUAAUGAAGUGAGAUUUAGGAUAUGUAUGGAACGACUCGAGCAAGAGGAUAGAGAGGCUAGAAAAUGGUUUGAUCAUUCUGAAAGGCCAUUCCAAACCUGGACUAGAGCAUUGUUCAAGACACAUAGUAGAUGUGACAUGCUCUUGAAUAAUCUUUGCGAAAGUUUCAAUAGGUACAUUCUUGAUGCAAGAGACAAAGCUAUUAUAACUCUAUUGGAAAUGAUAAAGAAUAAGCUUAUGAAGAGGUUGUAUAAGAAAAAGGAAUGGAUUAACAAGUAUCAAGGUCUUAUUUGUCCAAAAAUUGAAAAAAAAUUGAACCAAAUAAGACUUGAGGCAGCUUUGUUUAUACCAAAUUUUUCUGGUGGACCAAAGGUGUCGGUUGAGGGUCCAGGAGGGCCAUUUAUUGUUGAUAUGCAAAAAGGAAGUUGUACAUGUAGAAGAUGGGAUUUAACAGGUUUGCCUUGUCCUCAUGCUUUGGUUAGUAUUCAUGGAAAUUGUGAUAGAGUUGAAGAUUACGUGAAUGUAUACUACAAAGUUGAAACUUUCAAAAAUGUGUACUCACAUUUCAUUAAUCCAACCAAUCCCGAGGAUCAUUGGCCAGAAGUUAUGAAUGGUGGUGAGGUUCUUCCUCCUAAGAUAGUAAGAAAGAAGAGAGGGAGGAAGCCUAAAUUAAGACGAAAGGAAGCUGAAGAGCUACAAAAACAGAAACAAGCUGAAGUGCAAAGACAAUCGGAAAGUAGGUUAGCCAAAAGGGGUGAAGAACUGGCUCAAAAAAAAUAA
This is a messenger RNA of Solanum verrucosum, 2151 nucleotides long. RefSeq lists its product as uncharacterized. The transcript has 5 exons. The record is from RefSeq and is a predicted model, not a curated record. Gene Ontology annotation, molecular function: zinc ion binding. Bases 1 to 2151 code for a protein of 716 amino acids. NCBI's taxonomy places the organism in Eukaryota, Viridiplantae, Streptophyta, Magnoliopsida, Solanales, Solanaceae.